CCGGCCGGGGGGAGGCGCUGCGGCCGCCGCCACCGCCCCGUGUCCAUGGUGAGGGGCCAUGGCGGAGCCGCUGUGGAGCGCUGAGGCGGGCGGCGCCGUGUACCGCUCCCGCGACCCCGUGCGCAACCUGCGCCUCCGGGUCCGCAUCCAGCGGGUCACGGCCACUGGGCCCCUCCCGGCGCAGGCCUCGCCGCCGCCGCUCUCCACACCGUGCGGCCCCGAGCUGCUGGCGCUGGCCGCCCGCGCCUCGCCCGGUGCCCGGCGGCGCCCGGACGAGGAAGAAGAGGCCGAGGUGGGGUGGCAGGAGAAGCUCUUCAGCCAGUUUGAGGUCGAUCUUUAUCAAAAUGAGUCAGCCUGUCAAACUCACCUGGACCGACAAUACCACGAGGAGAUUCUGAAACUGGAGAAGGUUGGGGGUCGGAAGAACUACCGCAUCUUCACCUACACUGAUCAUGACCGAUUCACCAACCUAGAGGAGCACUGCCAGAAGGUAACUGACUCAGAUCAUGAGGUGCCAUCGUAUCUGGCAGAGAGGAUGGCCAAUGUGAGAAGAAGAAGACAAGACCGUAAGCCAAUAGAAGCGAAUUCCCUGAAGUCAAAAAUCAUCACCUGGGAGCCCUCAGAAGAAUUUAUAAAGAACAAUCAUGUGAUUAACACACCUGUUCAGACCAUGUACAUCAUGGGGGACUUGGGACCUUAUGGGAAGCUUGGUCAAAGGAAAUACGAACAUGUUCUUUGUACAAUCAAGGUGGACGGCAAUGGGGUGAUCACAGUGAAGCCUGACUUUACUGGCACCAAAGAAGCCUACUGGAUUGAGCUGGAUAGACAGAAGCGAGAGCUGUGGAAAUACACCAUUGAGAAUGCAUCUGUCCAAGUGCAGCAAGAGGAGGAGGAACGUGAGCAGCGUGUGUUCAGAGAUCUGUACAGUCGACACAAGGAGUACCUCAGUGGUCUUGUUGGCUCAGAAUUUGAGAUGACUCUUCCUGGUACAUUGCGUCUUUUCGUGAAUGGAGAAGUAGUUUCAGCUCAAGGCUAUGAGUAUGACAACCUCUAUGUUCAUUUCUUCCUGGAGCUGCCUGACCACUGGUCAAGCCCCGCAUUCCAGCAGCUAUCAGGAGUGACACAGACCUGCGCCACCAAGGCAGUGGGCUGGGAUAAUGUGGCGUACUUCUGCUACCCCUUCACUUUGGAGAUGUUUUUCUCCCAAGAAAAUGAAUCAGAAGACUGUCUCCCUCAAUGGCCUGUUAUCUACUUUGAGGUUCUGUCCCUUGAUUUCUGGCAAAGAUACCGUGUUGAAGGGUAUGGUUCCUUGGUGCUGCCAGCAUCUCCAGGUCUCCACAUACUCACCAUCCCUACCUGGCGCCCUGUGGAGCUGGGGACUGUUGCUGAACUGAGGAGGUUUUUCAUUGGUGGAUCUUCUGAAUUAGAGGACAUGACCUAUGUUAGGAUACCAGCAACCUUCAAGGUCCUCUCACUGGGCACCAGAGAGAAGAGAUCAGUGCCUGCUCCUCCGCUCCCCCUGGGAGAACGUCUGAGCCGCUUUGGUUUUCGCACAGAGACAACAGGGAAUGUCACAUUCCGGCUUUACUGCCUGCAGCAAUCUAAAGCCUUUCUGGAAACCAGUGCCUCGAGGCAUCGCGUGCAGAGUAUACUGGACCGGCUUGGAGGCUUCAGCCAGCAGAGCUCUGUCUACAAUGUUUUGGAGGCUUUCCAGAGGGCACGGCGCCGGAUGCAAGAAGCACGUGAGAGCCUUCCCCAAGACCUCAUCAGCACCUCUGUCUCCACUGUACACCAGACACAAGAACCGUGAUUGACCACCUCCACUGCCUCUAGCCUAUGAGCACUUUGGAUCCUCUCACUGAUACCAGCUUCCCUUGUUCAGGAGGAGUCCCAAGGCCAGUGCCUGCAAGCUUUUUGAAUGCCUUCUUUUGCAGCUUCCUCUGGAUGGGGGCAGGAGUCUGCCUCACAUCUAGAUCCAGAGUCUUUGUUUUCAUAGGUAUCUGUGGAAGGAACCCUGUUUUUUCAAGGCAUUUUGUUACCAGGCCCUAACGGUAUAGCCAAUUGUUCACAUUUCUGAUGAGCAGGCUAAACUGGGACAUGAGACCCAUGAAACCUUUAACACCUUUUCAAGUAUUGAAUAGUAAGUGAUUAGAAAACAUUUCAAAUCUACUUGCCUUGGUAAAUUUACUUUUCUUCUUAAAGAAGAGGUUACUGUUGAAGGUCAAGGCAUGAAUAUUGUUUGGUAUUUAAUUAAAUGAACAGUUGACUUCUUGAGAAAUGCUGAUAAUUGUCGUCAGCACUUGUAGCUAUAGGUCAAUCUUCAGUAAAAUGGAUCUGUCUAACUGAAUUUUUAAGAUUUAUUUAUUCUUAGAGAGAGAGGUGUCUGCCACCUGUAAUGUAUGAAAUCAAAGCAAAGUGAUGUAUGACAGAUUCAGAACUGGAGGAAAGGGUUACAUUCUGUAUUUCUUUGUGUCUGAAAUUUCUGGCUCUUGCGUCUCUGUAUCAAUUAGCAGAAGGACUUUGAGAGUACAACAGACAACACACAUUCCCUCUAGUUCAUAGCAGUACUUUGGCUGGAGCUGGACAGUUUGCAGACAAUGAGAGCAGAUUGUAAUGUUUGCACAAGAGCUGAACUUUGAACUGUUCAAGCUAUUCUUUUUAGCCGUGGUUCAUUGUAUCAUCUCUACUUGCAAUUCAUUGCUUUGCUUGUUUUUACCCAGGUUCUUCUCCUGUUCUUUUCUCAGCCUAUUUUAUUCUCCUAUUUUUGUUCCUCUCUCAAAUCCAUGGGAGCAAAGCUACCUGCAGACUGACAGUGCUGUAUAGAUUUGUACACGAGUCACAUCUUCACAUGUUCUUCUACUCUGCUCUCAACAGAAGGGAUAGGAAGAAAAAUCUCAGGCUGAGAUCAUGGAUGUAUCUGUAAAGCUAGAAUUCACAGGCAGAGUAAGAAAUAGGAACUGGCUUUCCUCUGCAUGUUCCUCACUAGCAGGGGAUGUGAGACUCAUGGUUGCAGCCAUGUGUGUGACUAUUAGAACAUCCCACUCCUUCCCCAUUCUACAUUGGUAUCCUCACCUCAUGCUUUCUAUUUUGAUCUUGUAUCAGCCUUCUCUAGGAAAACCAAACUCCCCGGUUUGUUCGUCUUUGGUCUUUGUCAUAAUUCCUGGCAGAAUCGUCUGGCAACUUGAAAUGUACCUGGUAAUUUCACUUACAAAAGAGGACUUUUGCUCAUCUACAUUGCCUGCUACCCCUGCUUUUUUAUGGAAGAAACUGCCAGAACGUAUUACAUAGCUUGGCCUGUUAAGCAGAGCAGUGUUCUUGGCCUAGAGCUGGCUGAUGCAUUUUGUGCAUGAGUCAGAUCUCCAUUUACGCUUUUUGGUGUGAUGUGGCAGAUCAGGCAUUAUAGUUGUGAAGGCAAACACCCAGUUCUGUAAUAGCAGAAUCAAGGCUUGUCUGGAUGUAUGCGCUAUCACAGUCUUCAAUGAUAUGGUCACAUUUCACAGAGAUUGAUUCACUCAGUGCCCAGGAUGAAAAGUGUUCAAGGCAUUUGUAGCUGCUUACCUUCUUUUUCUUUCUCUCUUUUUUUUUUUUUUUUAAAUCACAGUUCACUUCAUGACUCCGUAUGUUUAUUGCAUGUUUAUAAGCAAUACUUAAUUUCCUUUAGGGUGUUUCUAUUGUGCUUAUCACUAACAGCUGCAUCUCUUGUAUCUGAAGCAUGUUUCAGGAUUGAGUUACAAGGUAAGAGAAUAUGCAUUUUAGCAGUAAAGUAAUAAAACACUUAUUUGAGUGAGAUGAUGCUGAAGGCUGAUCCUGAGAGAAUGGGCUUUUCUAAUUAGGUGACCAUUUCCCAAGCUUGUGCUUGUUGCUCAGAGUGUUUAUAUGGCAGGAUUUGGUGUGUUGAAUGUUACGGUUACACAAAGAUACAGUAAGGUGUACAUAAUGAUACUAGUUUUGAUAGUUGAAACUCUGACUAGUAUAAAAUUUUACAGAAACUCGAGCAAAAUUUAAUAAUAAAGAUCAGUUAUAACCAAAGAAAUAUUCUUCUGAAGCAACACAUGGUUAGCAGUGUUUCACCUUCAUACUUGUGGCCUCCUUGGCCUGACAGAACAAACUGACUGAUGCUUGUAAAAAAGCUUGCCGAGAUGCCUGGCCAGUUGGAAUGGGGGUUGUGCAUACACCAGGUAUGCAUGGACUAAAUAACAGAUAGUAAAUGGGGAUAGAUGGGAAGAAGGGGAGGUCAGUGUUUUUCCUCCAAUGGUGAAGAUUUUCUCAGAGGAGUCUCCCUAGGGUUUUCAAUGCAGGGACACCUCUGCAGUGACAUUGAGUUGAAACUCAACAGGAGAAGAGAGGGGAAGUUGUGGGCACACAAGAGCUUGGGGCAACAGGGUAGCAUGGUUAGUGGGACUGCCCCAGGCACUCAUGGCAGGAGAGCCUGGCAGGCUGCAGGGUGCUGUGGACUGAAGAUAGAGGCUGGAGGGCAGGCGGAGCAGCUGACACAGGCUGGGCAAUGCUGUGGUCUCUGCAGGUGACCUCUGUGUCUAGCAGUGAGACAGGUCUGUACGGUCUGUGGUGCAUGGCCAGUGGUCCCCAGAUCUGGUCACAUCUGCUGCAGCUGGUAUCUCUUGAGCAUCAAUGUCUUCUGUCUACAGGACAGACUAGAGUUGUAAUGUUCAGCACCAGCCAAACUUCCUCGUGGGCACCUGUUGGAGGCUGAAUCCUGCAGCCUUAGCAGUGAUAUGGUCUGUGUGGGGGCAGGAGCCAUGCUGAAAGCCCCUGGGGGUCUUCCAGGCUUUUCAUUAAAUAAACUAUGCAAAAAAAGGGUAAUUGAAGAAAUGUUUGCUCAGUGGAAGUAAAGGCUGCCAGCAGUUGCAGAGCUUGCAGGAUGCACAUCAGUAGCCCUUAGAAAAUUCAAAAUUGCAGUGUAAAUAGAACAGAAAAGGAACAUGUAGAAAUUAGUCAUUUGUGUGACUGGAGGAGCAGCUUUGCACAAAAGUCAGACCCCAGAAAGGGGUUUCACUCAACUGAAGAAGACUUAUAACUUCAAACUACAGCCUUGCCAGCAAACCUCAAACACCCCUUUGUCUCAGCCCUGACCAACUGCUUGUGGUGGACCAGGGGCUACCAAAAUCUUCUGGUGUGGCUUGGUGGGUGGGCUGUGCUGCCCGCCUUCCCGCACUGUUCAGCUGCAAGCCCAGUAGUAACAAGGAGCACUGCAGCAGGGAGGGGAAUGUGCUGGCAGGCAGUGGAUGUGCACCUCAGAGGUGCGUUUCGGAAGGUUAGUGGGUUGGCAUGUGAAGUGCUGUCGCUGGUUUUGAGGAAGAAGAAGCUGAAGCAGACACAUCCUACAGGGAUUUGUCUUGUCAUUGCAUGGUACGUGGGGAGGGAGAAGUAUUUUUUAUCUGCACUGUGGGACUUAAUGUGAUCUUUAUUAAAUGACUGGUUGUUG
Oxyura jamaicensis (ruddy duck) is the source of this 5443-nucleotide messenger RNA. It is a transcript of the gene MKS1, whose product is annotated as MKS transition zone complex subunit 1. The record is from RefSeq and is a predicted model, not a curated record. Gene Ontology annotation, biological process: cilium assembly. NCBI's taxonomy places the organism in Eukaryota, Metazoa, Chordata, Aves, Anseriformes, Anatidae. Bases 59 to 1810 code for a protein of 583 amino acids. The transcript is spliced from 19 exons. Gene Ontology annotation, cellular component: MKS complex.